GCGCAGGCACCGGGAGCGGGGCUCGCACAUAACACUGGAGAGGCUCAAAGGGAUGGGACCGGAACAAGGAGAGACCCGCAGCUAGCAGCCCAGCUCCGCCGGGAAAGUUCGUAAGGAUGAGUGCGUGCGCUGACAUCUGUGGGUCCAAGCAGUCCCAAAAUACUCCUGAAGGAGGUUACCAUCGCUAUGGAGUUCGGUCCUAUCUGCACCAAUUUUAUGAGGACUGCACAGCUUCAAUAUGGGAAUAUGAUGAUGAUUUUCAGAUCCAGAGAUCGCCAAGUAGGUGGAGCUCUAUUAUCUGGAAGGUCGGACUCAUAUCGGGCAUUGUCCUCAUGCUAACAGGUAUAACGGUACUAUCAGUUGGGUUCCUGGUGCCAGCAAAAGUCGAAGCCUUUGGAGAAGUUGGUUUUUUUGUGGUGGAUAGCCAUGCAGUCCAAUUCAAUGGAGCACUUGAUAUUUGUAAAUUGGCAGGCGCGGUCAUGUUUUGCAUUGGGGGAACUACAUUAGCAGCAUGUCUUUUAAUGUCUGCUUUUGCUAAAAGUUACUCCAAAGAAGAGAAGUACCUUCAACAAAAAUUCAAAGAGAGAAUAGCAGACCUUAAGGCUCACGUGCACCCUGUGACCAAGGCCCCGGCUCCUGGAGAAUCAAAGAUACCUGUCACUCUAUCCAAGGUUCAGAAUGUCCAACCUUCAUCUGAAACCUGACAUUUACACAUCACUGUACGCAUAAUCAAAUUGAAAAGGUCAGCUUUUGUGAGUGUUACAGUAAAGUCUUUUGCAGUACAGUUCCACUAUACGUGGCUGAAAAAAAAAUGAAUAGACCAAAUAAUGGCAAAAUGUGAAAAGAUCCUGAAUUUCUGUGUGUUAUUGUUGGGAAACUUACCUGUCCUAAAUGGUAAAUCUUCUAAAUUGAACACCGCUGUUAACAUUCAGUGUGUCCCAUCAAUAGUUUCCAGUGGUGACGGCAAAAUAAUGUCUGUGUUGUGCUGUUCUUUUCACACUCGCUUAUUAUGUUCUUAUAAAACCUUAAACGCAGUAUGAAUAUAAUAAUAUGAUAAAAUUGGUUUAAAGUGUGCAAGAGGCAGGACACAUCUGAAGGAUGAGAUCAUGAUGUCAGAGGGUCAAAAGGGCCCUUCAGCAUUCACUGACAAAUGUUAAAAGAGUUUUCCAACUUUUCUAUAACUAACGUUUAAUUGAUUAACUAGGGCUGGGGCCACUAAAUGAUAAAGUUGCUUAACCUCUCAGUCUACAUCGAGUUAACAUUAAGAUUUACUUAUACUAAACGGAAAAUCUUUUAAUGUCACCUACCCCUUCAUCGUUCUCGGUAUAAUUUAUUACUAGUGCAGAAUAGUAUCUCCCCAAUGAAUGAAUUAGACAUAUAGUAUUUUUAGUAUGGAGAUUCCUCGCUCUUUUUUUCCUCACACAGUUAAAGGGGGUUUCCUGCAAUGACAUUUAUCACCUGUGGAAUCCCCACUGAUCACUAAAAUGGGGGGUGACACUCAGUUUCGGUGCAAAGGAGUUUGAAUGGAGUGGCUGUGAAUCCUGCCACUCCAUUUGAACCAGCCGAGCUGGUGUCCACUUCUCGCGACCUGGUGUCAAACCGGAUGUUGACACUGAAAGAGUCGGGUCCCCCGGUGCAGCAAUGGAGCUAGAAACCAGGAUCAGGUAAGUAUGAUUACCAACGUAGAUCCGGCCACGCUGUGGGGUCUUUAAAACUGGUCCCUGGGGUGAACAAGCCCUCUAAGAACUUGACUGUGAGGUAGGAACAGAGGAGUAGCACUGACUAGAGAUGAGAAAAUAAUUGUGCUUCUCCAGUUUAGAGUUUUUAGAGAGUCCACAAACUAUGAUGAGAAUCCAUUUAUCUGUUAGUAAAAUGUAAAAAAAUUCAAAACUAACAAAUAGGUUCAAUUGGCAGUAAAAAUGUGCUUAUCUCUACUGCUCACUACUAAUGGUAUAUGUAGAGUCCGGUGAAGCAGGCGGUAGCAGGAGCGUAUUUCUUUUCUGGUUCGUCUAUAAUGUGACUACUCAUACUUAGAAAAGAGAAAUGGUCGGCUUUUAUUAGCCUAUCUAAUAACCGUGUCUGGUAUUGCAGCUCAGCUGUCAUUCAAAUGAAUGGGGGGGGGGGGUCUGCAAUACCAGACACAGCUCAUGGACAAGAGUGGUGCUGUUUGUGGAGAAAAGCAGACCCUUUCUCUGAUCUCAUAAGAUGCUUGUUUAUCAAUUUAAUGAUCAUACAGCAAGAGAUGAGCAUUGUUGUGUAAGAUGAUAUCGAAGCAAUCUCAUUAUAAUACAAUGUGAGAUCGUUUAGUCUGAUGCAUCCACACAAGGAAAGUAUGUAACCAUAGAAGAAUUAACAUUGAUGACCUAUCCAAAAUACCCCAGACCCGGCGAUCUGUUUUAAGAGGCUAGUAGUUCCGUGAGCGCCGCGGCCUCUUUCUAGGCUAGUGACAUCACCGUACAUUGGUCACAUGGCCUAGUUGCAACUCAGUCCCAUUCAAGUCUAAGAGAAUGAGCUGCAAUACCAAGCACAACCGCUAUACGAUGUACCACGGUGUACUUGGUAAGCGCCCAGGAGGCCGCAGCACUCACCGCAGCUCCACUAAGCAGCCCUGCUUUCUGAAACAGUUGGACUCGGACCUCCGCCAGUGUGAUAUUGAUGAUCUAUCCCAUGGACAGAUCAUCAAUAUUAUUUCCCGGAAAACCCCUUUAAAUACAUGAGGCUGUUUGUGACUAAAAAUAUGAUUUAAUUUUAUUUUUUUCAGAAUCUGUGCCGCUCCUGUCCGCAUGGUGUGUCUGGUUUUGCAGCCCAGUUGUAUUUACUUUAAUGGGGCUGAGGUACAUUUCCAGGCACAGCCCAUGGAAAAGUGUGGUGCUGGUUUUUUGGGGGGGAAAAACACAUCUUCUCAGAUGACAGCUUUUAAUAUAUGUAGAUUCUUAUACAGCUUCUUGUGCAUAUGCUAAACCCAUGAAACCCACAGAACUGUGGUCAGAAUACAGCAUAUCUAUCUCCUAUCAUCAUGAUCAGUUAAGAGACUACUAGGAGUGCCACCUCGACGAAGAUAUUAUGCCAGGUAGUCCUCAUUAUUUUUUAUUACUCUAUUAUUGCCUAGUUAUGGCCUAAUGUAAAUUAGAAAUCACUUAUAUAAAUAAACUAAGCAUUCUCAGGGACAUUUCUGAACAGAAUGUAUUAUUGAGAUUUACCAAAUUCUGAACGCAUGAACAGAACUAUUUGUUUUAAGUUUUGAGAUAAAAUUAUGCAAUAACCUCAAAUUUAGGCCUACAUCUCAUGUGAGUAAGGGUGCAUUCACACAACCGUAAGUGUUUUGCUGUCCCCAAAACACAGAUCCACAAAACACAGCUCCGUGCACACCGCAUCGCGGUCCAGACCAAUGGGUCCGUGGACGGCAUGUUGCAGCAAGGUAUAGGACAUGUCCUAUAUUUUGCGGAGCAGCCACAAUGAUGUGAAAGCACAAGGGACAUUACCAUCAAAUGUUUGUUAUCAUAUAUUAACAGCCUAUAUAUGAAUAUUCUAUAACUUUAAAAAAUAAAAUAAAAGGGUGAAUGGUAUACUGGAAAUAUUUUUUUUAAGACAGUCCAUGUAUUUUACUUCCUGCCCUAGCUUUAAAUGUAAUGUGUCAUCAGAAAAUGACCUGUUGUUUAAAUCAUAUUUUUAAAAUUCUUUUAUUUUUUCCAUGUCAUUAUUUAUAUUUAAUAAAAAUGUAUAUAAUGCUGCAAUUUUCACAUUGUCCGUAAACGUCUGAUAAUAGGUCAUGAGUUCCUGUUCAGUACAGGUAAUGUUUCAAUAGCUAUUAUCAUUAUAGCCACAGACACAACUGCAAUGACAAGUAACACCUCUAUAUAGGUAACACAGAAUCCAUAAUUCACAACAACCUUUGAACAGGUCACAAUGCAUGUCUAAAAAACUCUCCCAUAGUAGUCAGUGGGGCCAGCUUCUGUCCAUUGUGUCUAUGGCCCAUAUAGCUGCUCUCAAAAGACAGGAAGUCUUAACAUUUUAUAGGCCUAGUGGUCAGUGUGAAAAUUGCAGGAUUAUAUACAUUUUU
Molecule: messenger RNA, 4060 nt
Organism: Bufo gargarizans (Asiatic toad)
Lineage: Eukaryota; Metazoa; Chordata; Amphibia; Anura; Bufonidae
Gene: NRSN1
Product: neurensin 1
Exons: 3
Coding region: 117-704 (195 amino acids)
Biological process (GO): nervous system development
Cellular component (GO): transport vesicle; neuron projection; neuronal cell body
Source: RefSeq, a predicted model, not a curated record